AAAAAAAAAGUAUGCUGUAGUGGAGAUGGACAUUUCUUAGUUUGUAUUGCAAAACUGAUUGACUGAGUGGACACUGUUAGGGAGUCCGUUUGUGAGAUAAAAAUAAUCUAAGUACAAUACGGAUCAAUACUGAUAUGGAUAUGAGAGCAACCUACUAGAGACCUGGAGGCCAUUUUAAAAUGCACCCUCAUGAGACUGACCUAAGCGGUAAAUGGAUCCAUUGAAAUAUUCUUGCCUUGUUCAUCCUCAACCAAUGAACCCUGUUUAAAGAAUGUACUGGGCCAAAAUAAUGGAUUUUGACAUAAAACAGUGUGACAAUUAGACAAUAAACAAAGUGAUGUAAAUGAGACUGGUAGAGAAAAUAAACUUUGAAGGUUCUUCAAUGCUCGAAAGGACAAAUUGCACUCUUAAAAACCUAAUUGGUUAACUAGUUUAACUGCAAGAUCAAGGUGCUAACACCAAGGGUUUGAGAACACGAACACUGAUAAAACAUCAUUGUAAGAUGCUUUUACAAUAAAUGGAAUAAAUAAACUUAGACAUAUAUACAUACAUACAUACAUACAUACAUACAUGAAUACCGGUACAUACUGUACAUACACACAUGUAUACCCACAUAAAUCAGUGUAAUGGCUUUGUCUCAAAUGUAAAUUGUAUCUGGAGACUACACAGUGGAGUCUUAAACACUGUACAUUCUAAAUGUGGACUAGGUCUACAGUACAUUAGCGAAACUGAAACUUCUGUUAACUGUAGGGCAAUGUAUGCAUACUGACCCGGUUUACACUCAUAAUUCAUCAUUACCCAUCCUGCCAUCCCCAUGCUGAAUUGACGGUGGCAACUGGUCUUCUGUGGUCGCGAGGUGGCAAUAGCGCGCUAAACUUUCGGGAAGGUAGUCUUUGAAAUCGUGAGAAGAAGUAGACAACAAGACGCGCCAAACAAGAUGUUGGUUACUGUAAAACAGUCUCAGCUACCAUUUAUUCCAUAACCUAAUGGAAAGUAUAUUGAACAAAGGCCAGCAAAAAUCGCAAAUGAUGAUAUAACAGAGUGUACUAUUGAAAUACAUUCAUGUUUCAACAUGUCUAUUUCUGUAAGGCGAAAAAGAAAGUCAAGAGAUUUGAGAUGUAUCCUGUUCCCAGAGGAUGUAAAAGACACGCUCAGAAUUACCUCUAGUGAAACAAAAAUGCCGGUCUCUUCGUCACUGAAGUCGUGGCAGCGAUGUGGAGACGGUUUCCUUGACACCCCAAUCCAGAAGAAAACCAAAACAGUGGGCCAAAAACAUGCAACUGCGAGACAAAGUCUGCUUCAAACACCUGCAGAGUACAGAGAGGAGCCUGUCCACAUUGCUUGGAGCUCUAGUGAAAGUGAACCAUCUGACUGUGAGGACAAAAGUCCUCCACCCAGAACAGUGGUGACUCCAAAACAAUGCCAGUCUCAGCCCCAACACAAACCCAGACUCAACGUCAGCAGCUAUCUGCAGUUAUUAAACAGUGAAGCAGACGAGCUCCCUGCUAUUGAGUCUGGCAGUGAUUUGAGUGAUGAGGAGGACGAGGUACGGGGCCACCAGGAGAAAGAGCCUGACAACAGUGGAGCAAUUUCAGAUUGCAACUCGCCUGAGAAGGACAAAAGCGAAGAAAAACAACCCAGAGAGACACAAAUAGUGCCUGAUGUGGACAUCUCUGACUACCCCUCGGAUGGAGAGGGUAGUACCGCAGGUGAAAUGGCCUCCUCGAAUGUUGCAGAACCCGACCCUGUAGAUUCAACCGGCCGCCGUUUACUGAGUGACUGGGUCCGGUCCGCUCAGGCAUUGUUGCAGACACCUCAGAAGCAAGCCAACUGCCAAUUCAAGACCCCAGACGACUCCAAUAAAAAGAGAAGGAAAUUUGAAAGUGGAGGCCUGGCGGAGAGGCUGAACCAACUCCAGAGCAGACAGAGGUCAGCCGUCAGCUUCUGGAGGCACCAGUCCACCGCUGACUCCACCGCCACCACCACCACCACCGCUGCAGCUGCAGGGAAGCUGGGUGUGCUAGCACUCCGGGUGCUGCAUGUGCAGGAGGACUGUGGCCUGAGUGUGGUUCUGUGCCAGCGACUCCAGGAAGCACAGAACCCAACCGAGGAGCAACAGAACCCAGCGCAGGAGCAACAGAACCCAGCGCAGGAGCAACAGGAUGAGCAGGAGGACCCAGCGCAGGAGCAACAGAACCCAGCGCAGGAGCAACAGGAUGAGCAGGAGGACCCAGCGCAGGAGCAACAGGAUGCCGUCGAGGAGCAGGAGGUCCCGGCGGAGAGAGACCACUGCCUGGUGCUGUUCAGCCGGGAGACGGUGACCCACCUCGCUCCGAGCCCCGGUGACCUUGUCCACGUGCAUCCGCCCUGGCAAACCUUGGUCAUCGAAGGCGAGAGCCGCUCGGUCAUCCUCAGUACCCAUUUCAGCCAGAAGGUCCUGAGUGCGGGGAGACGGAACCACGCGGAUCCCAGCCCCAAGCACCGUCCCCACGCCCUCAGAUGCAGCCCCUACCCCCUGAACCACUCCUGGGGCCUGUGGCUAGAUCAGAGGCGCGCCUCCCCAGCUCAAAGAGACCGUGGCGGCAGCAGACAGACGGGCGUGUGUGAGCGGGUGUGGCCCGAGCCCAGAGGUGUGUGCGACUCCCUGCUGGAGGCCCUGGAGAGCCCGGGGCCGGCGGGGGCCCUGGAGCAGCGCCUGCAGGUGGCGCUGCAGCGCGUCUACUGCCUCCCCAUCCCACAAUCCUCUGCUCUCAGACUCCACGGCCUCCGCAGGUCCCCUCACACACCCUCCCCUCACACACCCUCCCCUCACACACCCUCUCCUCACACACCCUCUCCUCACGCGCCCUCCCCUCGCAAUAGCAGCAACAGCCCUGGCAGACUGUGUGUGCUGGUGCAGGACGCCUGGGGCAUGUUCAGCGAGGUGCAGCUCCAGGCCCUGGUCUCAGAGGAGCAGCUCCAGCACCACGUCCUGCAGUGGGAGGGAAGGAGCUGCCUGCUGCAGGGGGUCAAGGUGCUGCGGCGGGUCACCAGGGACAGGUGCGCUCCUCUCUUCAGCCUGAUAGACAGCCUGUGGCCUCCGACUCUGCCCCUCCGAGUGCAUGGAGACGCUGUCAGCUGUGAGGAGAGCAGAACUACAGCACCGGCGGCUCCCAGCUUCUGUUACCGGCUCUCAGGCAGCGAGGCGUCGGUGGUGGUGAGUCAGGAGCUGCCCAUGUCCCCCCUUUACCUGCCUGCGGUGAUGCAGAGCCUUAAGGACAUACUGCAGGGUGGAAAAGAAGGAGUGCGCUGUAGCUUCACAGCAAAUGUUGUGUUCAGCCGCUUGCAGCCCUCUGGUUCAGGUGCUGGUGAUGCGGAGAGCUGGCUGCUCUUUGUGACGGAUGCCAGCCUGCAGGGCGAGGAAGAGGAGGAGCCUAGGCCAGGCUGCUGCCGCCGGACGCUACCUGUGUGCCUUAGCCCGUCCCACGUGCUCCAGCGCUCCGUCAGACAGGCUCUCGCCUCCCAAUCCUCCUCAUCCUCCUCAUCCUCCUCAUCCUCCUGCCACCUCACCCUCAAAGAUGUGUUAUUACAGCGGGGUUGUAUUGUUUGCUCGGAGCAGUCCACAGUCAGACUGGCUCCGGCGUCGACGGGAGCCUCCCUGCACCCUGACCCCCUCGCACAGCCUGUUCUUCUGGACCAGCUGGGCCCGGACACCCCGCCCCACACCCUGUGCAGGCUCACUGGUGUGGUGGUCGGUGUGGACGAGGAGACGGCUUACUCCUGGCCGGUGUGUAGCCGGUGUGAGAGUGAGCGUCUGGAGAGAGCUCCGGCAACGCAGGAAGGGUUUUUUUGUACUGUUUGUGACACGGAAGUGGUCAGACCCACCAUCAAGAUGCAACUCGAAGUGUUUCUAAGCUGUCCGUCACUGAUCGACUGCACCAUCAGAAUAAAGCUGCAACAGAAGACUAUUGAUUCAGUUCUGAGCUCAUUGGUCAGCGAUCCAGCGUUCUGCGAGGUGGAGAGCGUUCUGGGAAAAGAGGUGGGCCCUGUCAGUGCCUAUGUACGAGUGAUCACCAGGACCUCGGGCCUGUGGGUGGGCCUGGAGGAGAUCAGCCUCUGACGCGGUGCAGCAGCAGCGCAGUGCAGGCAGCAGCACGGGCAGCCGUCGGACCACAGGCCCCCCCCCUGCCCUGCCCUGCCCUGGGGCGCCCUGAUCCUGAGGAGUGUGUGGGCUCACAGUGAGCUUAGCGUUGUGCUGGUUUGUAUUGUGUGUGUUUAUAGAGGUAAGAUGCCAACGGUAGGAAUGCGCAAGAUUAGCGUGUCAGAGAGGGUUAGUAGAACACUGCAAACAUGCCUGAAAUGAUUUGCUUGGCCCCGAGUAACAUACGCAUAAUCUAUGGGCAUGUCGAAAAAAAAAUUGUCUUGGAAAUGAAGAUGUCAAGCACUGUUGUGUACGUCAUUUGUCAUGGGGCACUCGUCCAAAAGCACAUGGCCCUGUGACACAGUUUGGAAUGACAAGGUGCUGCAAAGUCACACUCUAAAGCCAUGAGCCGGACACAUUUAGCCACCAUGUGACGGGUUCCUCUUCCGUCAACACAAUGACGGCGCAUCUGCGUUCGUGAUGGUCCCUCUGGAUGGCACCACAGUGAUGAGAGAACCUUUGACAUUUUGGAUCUACCUCUACCUCGUGUUUACAUGUUUACGUUUACAUCUGUCCCCAGUGUGUAUAUUAUUUG
Messenger RNA from Clupea harengus (Atlantic herring), 4715 nucleotides. RefSeq names its product scaffold protein involved in DNA repair (gene spidr). Gene Ontology annotation, biological process: regulation of establishment of protein localization to chromosome; double-strand break repair via homologous recombination. The transcript is spliced from 20 exons. Bases 1073 to 4099 code for a protein of 1008 amino acids. Gene Ontology annotation, cellular component: nucleoplasm; nuclear chromosome. NCBI's taxonomy places the organism in Eukaryota, Metazoa, Chordata, Actinopteri, Clupeiformes, Clupeidae. The record is from RefSeq and is a predicted model, not a curated record.